AUGAUACGCAGCCUAGGAGUCGGUGAGGAUGAAGUCGCCAAAUGGGUCGGGUUUGCCUCGGCAACAUUUUCAAUUUGCCAAUGCUUAACCGCCGUGCCGUGGGGUGCACUAGCCGAUCGAGUUGGCCGAAAGCCAAUCAUCCUAUGCGGGCUUUGUAUCACGAUGAUAUUCAGUUUACUUCUGGGGUUUUCAACCUCACUGCCCAUGGUUAUUCUAUCACGGGCUUGCAUCGGUUUGGGAAACGGUAACGUCGGGAUUAUUAGGACUGUUGUUGCAGAGCUGGUACCUGAGAAAGAACUUCAACCGCGAGCAUUCAGCCUGAUGCCGCUGGUAUGGACUGUUGGGAGUAUCUUUGGCCCUGCAUUUGGAGGGGCACUAGCGGAUCCUGCGAAAAAACAUGAGAAAUGGUUUGGCAAUAGUAAAUUUUUCAAGAAAUAUCCGUUUGCCUUGCCCAAUAUUGCUGUCUCGGUGUUUUUUGUUAUUGGGAUAUUCACUGGAGUUCUUUUUCUGCAAGAAACUCUCGCGUCGAAAAGAGGCCAUCAAGAUUAUGGCCUGACCCUAGUUAAGAUCCUCAAAAGACCAUUUGUGAACCGCAAGGCGCGAAAAACUUCCAGUAGCUUCAUUGUCGACGAGACAGAACGCCUGCUAGGUCCAGACAUUCACCGAAACGACACCAACAAAAGAGCACACAGGCCCAACUUGCCAUGGUCGCAAAUACUGACCCCGCAGUCAAAUCUCAUUUUGGUGGCUUACGCCAUGAUGUCAAUGCAUACUGUGGCAUAUGACUCCGUAUUUCCCGUAUUUCUCAACCACAAACCACAGAACUAUGAAAACAAUUCAGAUGUGAAGCUUCCAUUCAAGUUCUCUGGAGGGUUCGGCAUAGAUUCUCAACAAAUCGGCAUCCUCUACACCAUCAUUGGCGUAGUCGGAAUGUUGAUCCAGUUUCUCAUCUUUCCCCAUGCUGCGCACCGCUAUGGCGUCCUCAACUGUCUAAAAGCCGCUUCUAUAGUCUUUCCAGUCACGUACUUCUUGACUCCCUUCCUGGUUCUCUUCCCCACCAGCGCCUCCCGCCAGCUGGCAGCAUUCGUGCUCCUGUGCUGCAAACUGACUUGUGUCGUAUUCUCAUUCCCAUGUUGUACGAUCCUGUUAACCAACUCAGCCCGAAGCGUAAGUGUGUUGGGGACGUUAAACGGAGUAGCGACCAGUGUGUCUGCAAUUGGAAAAGCAGUGGGCCCGGCAGCAUUGGGGGGAGCCUUUUCUCUAGGUGUCAAGAAGGGCUAUAUGAUUUUGCCUUGGUGGAUGCUAGGGAUUAUUGGAACUUUGAGUGCACUGCCCGUGUUUUGGGCUCAGGAGAGUGAUCGCUUUGUUCAUAAUAGCGAUGACAAUGACUGCGACGACGAGAGCGGAUUUACGAAUGCGGAUGGAAAUGUGGAAGAUGAACUUCCACAAUACCAAGAUGACCACGACGGAGCAAUCGAAAGGUAA
Molecule: messenger RNA, 1485 nt
Organism: Paracoccidioides brasiliensis Pb18
Exons: 3
Coding region: 1-1485 (494 amino acids)
Biological process (GO): transmembrane transport
Molecular function (GO): transmembrane transporter activity
Source: RefSeq, a predicted model, not a curated record